ACAUUCGUCAACAACAUUGUUAUUAUCCACCUAAUAGUCGGCGUAAUCAAAAAUAAUUAAUAACAUGGCAUAAUCAACAAUCGGAAGCAAUAAAAAAAUCUAAUUCAACGAAUGAAGCCCGGGCAAGGCCAUGGCCGCGCGCGAGGAAGUUCUCACUAGUCCGUCACUAUACGCCGUUACCGACGCUUCUUCUGCCUAAUCUGUGCACGUUCGAAAUUCAAAUCGGGAAAUACGACGCGUUAUUUUUUUAAAUUUCUUUUUUCUAGUGAUGUGCAAGUUUUGUCGGUUUUAAAAUGACAAUUGUAACGUGUUCUGGAAAACGUCUGUGACAAAAAUAGACGCCUACAAAUUGUUAUAAUUAAACUGUAUGUAAAUAGAGUGGAGGACGGACGUGUCGUCUGAUUCAGUGGUGUAAAUAAACGUUUAAAAGAAAUAUUUUAAAGUAAAAUAAUGGUAUAUGAGAAUAGAACUAAAUAAAGUGCCUUAGUGUAAUGCAUUUUGGGAUUACAAAUAUUACAAUGAUGUGUGGAAGACUUACGAGGAUUUUUAUAGUUAUAUUUACGUGUUAGUGAAGUAUAGAUGCCCUAGAUGCUACAAAAGCGGUACACCAUGUUGCCAAAGCUGAAAAAAUGCUGCUGGUGCCUUUCAUUACGGACAGGAUGUUUUCUACUGGCAAUUUUAUCUUCCCUAAUCUGCGUGGCGACCAUCACCGCAGGCGCGUGGAAUCUCCCCAACUACGACAGACCAGAGGACAACUUCAUCGCCAUGAGUGCGGUCAUGUUCUCCACUUUAUCCCUCAUCAGCAACGUCGUCAUCUUACUGGGGCUGUUACUUAAACGUCCCGGCUUCCUGCAACUGACGAUACUCUUCAACUCGGUCUUUAUUCUCUGCCUGUUCCUAGUGGCGCUGGUCUUAUGUCUGUUCAGCCCGAAGGCGGAACCUUACCUGAGGGAACCAUUGAAUAUAGUGCUGAUCGUGUUGGCCAUAUGUGCUGGCGUUGUGUAUUCUUUCUACUAUAAGAUGGUAGUCAACAGUACCUACCGUCAAAUGAAGAUUUGGAACGAAAGCGCUAUUCCUGUAUAACACAUGGGUAUUUAGGUUUUAUAUCUCACAAUAUACUUAUGUAAACAAGAAUUAAAGUGAGAGGUAGCGACUGCAUUUGUAAGGAUAUUCAAAUAUUUAGAUCAAUUUUAUUACACUGGCCAAAUAGGGCCUGUACAUAGGCAGCCGGUCCACUGGAGCCAGUCAGCGGUAACUUGAGCAAGGAGCGAAAAUAAAAGGAGAUUUUAUUGGUGGACUAGCGCCUCGGCUUCGCACGGGUUAUAUAAAACCUUUACAAAUUAUACUGAAACCUUCCUCAAGAAUUACUCUAUUGAUAGGUGAAAACCGCAUCAAAAUCCGUUGCGUAGUUUUAAAAAUAUAAGCAUUAGGGACAGACAGACAGCGGAAAGCGACUUUGUUUUAGUGAUUUUUAUCUUGCUCACGGCUGCUCCAGUGGACAGGCAGCCUUACAGUCGGUUGCACCAAACCAUCUGUCACCGUAAAACUGCUGAGUAGCGUUGAUCAUGAAGUCAUUUGUGGUUGGUGCAACUGGCCUUUAGUCUGCCAGAUACGACGAGCCAAUGUACAUAUUGUGCCUUAAAAUGUAAAAUGGUUAACUAACCCAGGAGGAACGGAAUUUUCAUUGCAGAAAUCCUAAUGUCAAAGGGAGAGAACAAUAUAUUCAAUCGACUAUCGAUAAUUUACGUAGCACGUUAAUUAAACAAGUAUUAAUUGUCUUCGGUUACCGCGAGAGUU
Molecule: messenger RNA, 1797 nt
Organism: Cydia strobilella
Lineage: Eukaryota; Metazoa; Arthropoda; Insecta; Lepidoptera; Tortricidae
Exons: 5
Coding region: 589-1083 (164 amino acids)
Source: RefSeq, a predicted model, not a curated record